Molecule: messenger RNA, 443 nt
Organism: Solanum tuberosum (potato)
Lineage: Eukaryota; Viridiplantae; Streptophyta; Magnoliopsida; Solanales; Solanaceae
Product: temperature-induced lipocalin-1-like
Exons: 3
Coding region: 1-441 (146 amino acids)
Biological process (GO): lipid metabolic process; response to reactive oxygen species
Cellular component (GO): cytoplasm
Source: RefSeq, a predicted model, not a curated record
AUGACUAAACUUCAGAAUAAAAGCUUGAUAAAUAAGACAGAGACCAAAAGAGGAAGAAAACCAACUUGUUGCUUUGUUAUUGAAGGAACUGCUUAUAAGGCUGAUCCUAAUAGUGAUGAGGCAAAAUUGAAAGUCAGGUUUUAUGUUCCACCAUUUUUGCCUAUUAUUCCUGUUACUGGUGAUUAUUGGGUUUUGUAUAUUGAUGAGGAUUAUCAGUAUGCUUUGAUUGGUCAGCCUAGUAGGAGGUAUUUAUGGAUAUUAAGUAGGCGAACAUGUCUUGAUGAUGAGAUUUACAACCAGCUUGUUGAGAAGGCUAAAGAAGAAGGCUACGAUGUGAGUAAGCUCCACAAGACACCACAAUCUGAUUCCCCACCAGAGAGUGAAGAUAGCCCCGUGGACACCAAAGGAAUUUGGUGGAUCAAAUCAAUCCUUGGAAAAUAGGC